This is a messenger RNA of Acanthoscelides obtectus, 2348 nucleotides long. Lineage: Eukaryota; Metazoa; Arthropoda; Insecta; Coleoptera; Chrysomelidae. The record is from the annotation of a GenBank genome assembly.
CGCCGUACCCGAAUUCCCAAAUCGCUAAAAAUACCUGCACGCAAAACGUCACAAAAACACGAAAAUGGAACUACGAUCUACUCCUAUUCAGUGCCCGUUGUGCCUUAACCCUCACUUUGAGGGUGUGGACGCCCUUAGAGCCACGCUUGUGGCUGUCGCGACAUCCCUGCUCAAGUGCCCCGUGUGUGUUGAGACUGUCGUCGGAUUGGAUAAGCUGACCAUACACUUGUUUGCACACGUGGCCAGCGAGGAACAAGGGAAUAAGAAAGAUGCAGUUGUCGAUGGUGUGCCAGUUCCCAAUGACAGCCAACAAAUCAUUGCCGAAGAGAUCGACAAGAGCAUUGAUAGAAUACAAAGCACAGAACUCACGUCAAUCCCCAGUUGUAAUACUGAAGACGACUUGCAACAGAAGCCUGAAGACUUGGAAGUUGUCAGAUGUGACAUUUGCAAUUUUUGUUUCACGGAUAAAAAUAUCCUGGAUAUGCACCAAAAGCUGCUGCAUCAGACUAGUCCAGAUAAAAAGGGCGUUUAUAGCUAUCACUGCCAUCUAUGUAGCAAGAAGUUUAAGAUGAGGGGUAGUUUAAUGGUUCAUCUCAGGGUCGCACACUAUGGUUUUUGGUCCAAUAACGCGGAAAGCACCGAAAGCAUUGCUGAGCCUGUAGAAUCAAAAAAGUCUGAAGACAAAAAUGGGACUAUAGAGGAAAGUAAAAAUGCUCAAACUACGACAAAAGUAUUAGAUAAUAAACAGUGGGAAUGUGAUGUUUGCUCAAAGAUGUUCACAACAAAGUAUUUUUUGAAAAAACACAAAAGAUUACAUACAGGUAACUUUGUCAUUGAACACAAUAAUCUAUUUUUAGGAAAUACUGUAUAAAGGAGAUUGAGCGUUUAGGUACCCCUAUCAAUAGAAAUAAAUACUUUACUGUUAGAGGGCUAUUUUCAAAUGAAAGCUGAGCAGUAUAAAUUCUUUGUCUAGAGUUAUUAUUGAAUUGUAACCUGAUAGAAAAGACUAGGCUUCUAACAUUGUGUAACUUCUCACAUAGUUAACGCAUGAUAUUAUCGUCUAAUUUCACCAUCUACGCAUUGGAUUAUCAGUAUUUUUAAGGUUUUGUUUUGCUAAUCUGGCUAUGAAAAGCAAAUCAAUACUAAACUUAGAAAGGAUGCAAUAUUCUCUUGAUAUUAUGUACAACAGUCCAUUUGAAAACAUAGUCAUAGUCAUAGAUAAGCUUUCUCCCUUGAGGAAUAAAAUGUGGUACAUACAGAGUCAAUCUACAUGACUCCUAUUGACGAGAUUCGUAUUUUCAGGUGAAAUGCCAUACACCUGUAACCUGUGCAACAAAUCUUUCACUUUCCAACAAUCAUACCACAAACACAUGCUGUAUCAUUCAUCGGAGAAACCAUACUCGUGCAACGAAUGUGGACGAUCAUUCAAAGAACUUUCGACGUUGCAAAACCAUGCUAGAAUACAUUCCGGGGAGAGGCCAUUCAGUUGUGAAACUUGCGGAAAGUGCUUCAGACAACGUGUCUCCUACUUAGUCCAUCGCAGAAUCCACACUGGCGACAUGCCUUACAAAUGUACGGCGUGCGAGAAACGAUUCAGAUACAAAGUGAGCCAGAGAUCGCAUAAAUGUACAGCGAGUCCACCGGGUUUGGUCGUACGAGUUUCGGAAGAGGCCAAAGAUGACCACAUUCAUAGGCGAUCGAUAACGUUGAAUAACAACGAACAGAUUGAGAUCAGUUUUAGCGAGGUGGAUCUGCAGUUGGCUAUGGAGGCUACCAAGCUUGAUCUACCGGAAAAAUCCGGAACUACAGACGGUGAAGGUGAUACAAGAUGUUCUAGUCAAAGCGGGAAUCUAGAAUCUACGAUAAAAUAUGAAGACUCAACACCUUUACUCACAGAAUCAGUUAGUUUAUGCGUUAAUGGGUUUACCAAUAACUGGAAGCAUUGAUGAGGGUGUUGCAUAGUAUAAUAAUAAAAUGAUGAGAAAAAUACCUAAUUAUUUGAUCAUGGUUAAAGGGAACAGUUUUAGUUGCUUAUUUUAUUCAUUGAACCAUGUAGAUGGUAGUAGUAAAAAACGGGACAGAGGGAGGUAGAAAGCAUUGUAUAGAUGACAUAACAGUACACUGUUAAAAGAUUGUCACUGAUGUAAAGCGAUAUGAGCAUUGUUUCAAAAGAAACUGGGGAAUAAGAAAAAUGUGUCAAAAUCCGUAGAACGUUUUAUUGGUGAAAUGUCAAACUACCAAAAUUUAAAAUAAUAUAAAAUUAUGAAAUGACAAUGUAGCUUAUACUGAGUUUUAAAAUGAAAACACCAUUAUAUGAAAAUAUGUACAUAUGCUAAAUUUGUCUGAAG